UUGUGACGACGCAGCAUCGCUGUUGUUCCCACUGAAGUCGAGCCUUCUUCACUUGGCGACGACGAGCAAUGGACGUGAACGGGGACGCGGUCCAUGAUACACUCAGCAAGGCGGAGAGGGCAGAUGUGGCGGCGGUCGUGAACCUGAUCCUCAUUAGGUGUCAAUUGCAGAGGACCGAGGGGAGGAUGAGAGCGGCCAUUCGCGCACGCCGGAAGAAGACGCUGCAGUCCAUGCAUGUGGACGAAGAGAGCAGUGGUGCCAUUUGCGGCGCCGUCCUGCAGGUGUGCUAUGCCAUGGGGUGUGGAGCAUUUUCCAGAGCGACGCCCAGGAGGUGGAUGAGCGACGAACAGGGGAGGUGUGGGAGGAUCUGCGGCAAUGUGACGGAAGACUACUUCAAGGAGAAGCUGCGCAUGUCGCCACGGGUGUUCCGGGAGAUAGCGGAAGCUCUGUCUCCCUUCCUUCAACAGCGUGUCACUUUCUAUAGGGAGCCCCUCCAGCCUGACCUCAUUGUAGCGUACGCUUUGUACAGAUGGGCGUCGGGGGAGACGUACAAGAGCGGGAUAUGCAGCUUCGGCAUUGGCAGAAAGUCUGGGUUGGUGGCUGUGCGGGAUGUGACUUCGGCGUUGCUGAGGGAGGACUACUACGACAGAAAACGUCGUUUCUCCGUCCAGGCUCGGGUGGUCGUCGAUCUCAACUUGCGCGUGCUGGAUGUGUUCGUCGGAUAUCCAGAGAGUUGCCAUGACGUGAGGAUCGUCCACCUGUCCAGUUUAUGGGCGUGCGCGGAGGCAGGGGAGCUUUUCACUGGGCCACCUGUCAUGCUGCCUUUCGGUGUGCGGACGAACGGGUAUCUGCUGGGCGACAACGGUUACCCCCCCUCCGAAUGGGUAGUCGUCCCCUACAGCGGUCUAUCACAACACCCGUCGAAGUCGCGGUUCGACAACAAGCAGAAGACGGCGAGGGGAGCAGUCGAGAGGGCUUUCGGCAGAUUGAAGGGGAUUUGGAGGUUGUUCCUUCGCUCCCACAAGAAGAACAUGGAGACGUUGCCGCAACAAUUCGUCGCCGUUUGCAUUCUAUACGACAUACUCGUCAACGUGGGCAUCCCGUUCGACGACAAUCUACUGUGGGAGGUUGGGUCGGACGGUAUUCGUCGCAGGGUGGACCUUGGGAUGCACCGCCCGUUGAGGCAGAUAUGCAUGGAGUCGUCAACGGGGGAUGCGCUGAUCCUGCGGGAUGCACUGUCGGAGUGAAUCGAUACGCAGUGAAGAUGGCCAGUCGUUGGAAGCGGGCGGCAUGCAACCAGAGAGAGAGAGAGAGAGAGAGAGAGAGAGAGAGAGAGAGAGAGAGAGAGAGAGAGAGAGAGAGAGAGAGAGAGAGAGAGAGUAGAACCGACGGCAAUCCCGGCUUCAGAGCGGCGGGCUGCGAUGGCGUCGGUGCGGCGAGAAAGCGUGCGGAUGGUGGUCUGUGUUGGUGUCGUUCUCCUUGUCGCUCCGUUUUGUGGGAGCAGGGAGUUCAUCGACCGCUGCCUGUAUCGGUGGGCAUUGGCGUGCAUGCGGCGGCUUGUCUAGCGCACUUUAGUUUGGUGUACUUUCGCACUGCGCCGCACUUAGGAGGUGUCGCCGGGUGGGGUUUAUGGCAACGGCACAGUCCAAUGCGUCGUCAGCGGGGGCUUCGUCACGCGCGUGUAAUUGUCUGUCUUUGCGAUGAUUUCUAGUGUGGCGCCACCUGUGAUAAAGCAUUGGUUGAAUC
This is a messenger RNA of Chara braunii, 1746 nucleotides long. The record is from the annotation of a GenBank genome assembly. NCBI's taxonomy places the organism in Eukaryota, Viridiplantae, Streptophyta, Charophyceae, Charales, Characeae.